This is a messenger RNA of Dunckerocampus dactyliophorus (ringed pipefish), 9308 nucleotides long. RefSeq names its product G-protein coupled receptor 135. The coding region runs from base 1302 to 2585 and encodes 427 amino acids. Gene Ontology annotation, cellular component: membrane. Gene Ontology annotation, biological process: G protein-coupled receptor signaling pathway. Gene Ontology annotation, molecular function: G protein-coupled receptor activity. The record is from RefSeq and is a predicted model, not a curated record. The transcript has 3 exons. Lineage: Eukaryota; Metazoa; Chordata; Actinopteri; Syngnathiformes; Syngnathidae.
AGAGAGAGAGAGCGAACGCAAGAAUGGCUCGUGUAUAAACAGCUGUGAUUUCCAAUCAAACAGCAGUCAAAGGGUGUAAGAGAAUCUACAUGUGACACAUCUGUGGAAAUUCGGAUAUGUUCUUGCAGUCUUUGCAGAAGGAUCGACUGUGCUUGUCCAUUAAGGCCAUUUUGUGCGACGUAGAGUUGGCGGAUCCAGCAUUACCUUGCAGGAUUUCAGUGGAUGCAGACUGCUGUGGUCGCAAGACGUGAUGGCUUUCGCCAACGCUGGAGACCCGCGAGGAAGCGCUUAACCACAAAUGGAAGACAACAAGUCGAAGUUGCCCGUAACUAUUGAGAUUAAUUGGCAGUGCAGCACAAUAGCAUGGCCACGACCCGAAGAGGACAUCCAGAGCAACCAUAAAUGGCACAACUUCACGUGAGUGCCAUCAUUGCUCCAAGGAAGCGGUGAUGAUGGUUUACGCUUCCAUAUGUGCAUAAUGCCUUUUUUCAUGUGCAAAGGCCGUAGGAAAUUAUAGGACAUUCAUUUUGCAACUUGAUUGAUCAGAUCAAAUACGAUACAAUAUCAUAUAUGAAGGGAUAGUAAACAUUGAAGACAUACAGUAGAUGUAGCAAUCAAUAGAGUCCUCGGUGUUAAAAAAUAAAGAUAACUUAUUGUCUUUUUUUUAAAGGGCUUUGUACACGUGCAUAUUUUAUGACUGGGUACUGAGGAUCAAUCCCAGCUUCAAUGACCUCUUAAUGCUGAGAGGCUUUCGACAGAAGGUCACAGGGGGCUAUCUGACACACAUAGUCAAUAGAAUUCUGCAUCCUUUUAGAGGCCAGCUUUAGAUGUUCAUCAACAUGGACUGACUUUUUUUCCACCCAACCCGAAACACUUCAAAACAUUAAACGGCAUUUUGCAUUGAAUCACUUGGUGAAAUGUGUGUCUUAUCUACCUGACGUUUCAUUUCACUUGGAUUUGGACGCCGACAGUGUGAAAUUACAAGACGAUGAAGAGGACCAUCAAGGACUGUGGCCAAAUACCCGGCUGCACGCAAGGAUGGGCUUUGUUGUGCUUUUGAACCUCGUCAACGGAAUCACCUGUUAGCAGGGCCAUGUGGGGCAGCAACAACACCUGCGGCAGCACCACCAACCAAGCCAGCGUUGAUGUAUCAAGCUUCCAAAGACUGUGGCCUUGAACGUUUGAUCAGCUGAUGAACGGCCUAUUACGCUUUAAAGGUUGCUGCUUAUUCAACUUCGAGAAAGAAGAGUUUGUGGGUUGUUUCCUCAGUUACCGGCCUAGUGACGACCACCCCAGAGGCCAUGGUAUUAACCAGUGGAAAUCUAACGUCGUUCAAAGCCCCAGGAGAUCACGAGGCACCCACACCGUCAGUGCUGAGCGCUGCCGAGACUAACACUGUCCUGAAGGGUAUCAUGGUGGCAGCUCAGGCCCUGGUACUCCUCUCCAUUUUCCUUCUCUCCAGCCUGGGUAAUUUUGCAGUCUUAAUUGUCAUCAUCAAACACAGACAGCUCCAGACAGUGACCAAUGCUUUCAUUAUGUCUCUGUCGCUGUCCGACUUCCUCACAGCCAUCCUAUGCCUGCCCUUCUCCUUUGUCAUGCUCUUCAGUAAGGACGGUGUCUGGAUGUUUGGGGAUUGUUUCUGUGUGGCGAACGGGUUUUUCAACACCUGCUUUGGCAUCAUCUCCACCUUGACCAUGACUUUGAUCUCGUUUGACAGGUACUAUGCCAUCGUCAGACAGCCACAGGCGAAAAUCGGGCGACAGAAAGCCACUAAGUUGUUGAUCGCUGUGUGGGUAACUGCAGUUAUGUUCUCCCUUCCGUGGUAUCUGUUCAUGCAAAGGCCAAAAGAAAUCCAUAAGCAAGGUUUCUACCACUGUAUGUAUGUUUUCCACUCUGGGACCUCACACAUGGGAAGAGCUUAUAGCAUCUCUCUUAUAAUUGUGUGUUACAUUUUGCCCUUUUCCCUUAUGUGUUUCUGUCAUUACAACAUCUGCAAGACAGUCCGCCUCUCGGAAAUACGAGUCAGGCCUGUGACUACGUACGCUUACUUACUACGAUUCUACAGUGAGAUGCGCACAGCUACCACCGUUCUCAUUAUGAUUGUUUUCAUCAUUUUUUGUUGGGGGCCAUAUUGUUUAAUGGGGCUGAUUAGCGCAUUAGGAGACUACACUUUCAACCCUGUGAUGGACACAGUGGCCAUUUGGCUAGCUUGGGCAAACGGAGCCAUCAACCCCCUGAUCUACGCCAUGAGGAACCCCAAUAUAUCUAUGUUGCUGGGGCGCAAAAGAGAAGAGGGCUAUCGGACCAGAAAUAUCGCGCCAUACUUGCCAAGCCACACCCAGAACCGGGACAUUUGUCUUACUCAGGUGGAGAAGAUAAGGGGUCGCUAUUUGAGUCGAGUGGGAAUGAAUAGUAACAGCAGACUGUCAAGUUCAAGUCCUGGCAAAGGAGCAGGGGGGGAGGUUACAAUGUGGGCCAGCAAAAACCCUGCUGUGUUUUUCUGCAGGGAUGCCCAGCAAGAUAGCGCAACACCCCCCAACGUUGUCAGCGCACCAGCAAUGAAGACGGCGGACACCAGUCUGUAGUUAUUUGGAAACAAAUUUGCUGCAUUUACUUUAUUUCCUCAUCUGUCAACUUAAGAUGUGCUUCUUAUUGUGUGAUGUGCAGUGAGGUUCAUGGCUGGUGAGGCAGACGAUAACAAGAAGAAGAGAAUAUUUACAUUUGUUGUGAGUCCUCCUUGUCUUCUUUUAGUUUGAAAAGUGUCUCAGCCGCUUAGCCUCUCUGUAGAAGCACAGCAGCCCCUUCACGGGUAACCAGGGUAGCGUGCGCCACAUCGAUGAUAUUUCUCUGGAGUUUAUUGUCCCCUUGGCAAGGAUAGUGAUGCCACGCUUACACUGAAGACGUCAAACAGGCUGGAAAAAGUCAUGCUGUGUAAUGUUUCUGCAAAAAUGACAGUUUUGACGUGCUGAUGAACAGAAACAGGCACACGCCAUCCAACCCACUAGCCACCGCUAGCUGAAGGACUGCACGCUCGGGCUCACCUUAGGUUUCUGACCUGUGUUUGAUCAGAAAAUGAACAAGUCCGGCAAGCUUUACUUUAGAAGACAUUAAAAAGGAUUGGGAUCGUACAGAAAAUGCAUCUAAAACAAAGUUAAACGGACAAAUAUUUAUUUCAUGUUAUCAUUAUUUCGUUUUUUUCAUGAUGACCGCACAUCACUGUAUAUGACGACAAAUGCUUACUCAGUUUUAUCUCAAUUCUUAUUUCCACAUGACCACGGGUAUCUAAAAAUAACUAGGACUGUCAAAUGAUUCAAAUUCUUAAUCAGAUUAAUCACAGUUUUCAAGUUAAUGCAUCAUGAUUAAUCACCAUUUGCAGCUAUGUUUGUAUUAUGCCCAUUUUUACUGUAUUUUAUUGAAAGAAAGAAAGAUGAUAGGACAGGAUUAUACAUAUUUGUAUGUUUGAGCUCAAAAUUCACUGAAAAUUUAAAUCAAGCUAAAAGACACAUGUGGAAAUGUCUUUACCUAACACUUGUUUCUUUAAUGGCAGAACAUUUCAGUCCCACUUUAACCGUGUUAUUAUGAGCAAUGAGGGGUUGCGGUCAAAGGAACUGCCUCAUUGCCUCCGCCAAGGAGGUCAUGUUUUUUCCGGCGUUUAUCAGUUUGUUUGUUUGUGUUCAAAAUAACUUCAAAAGUUCUGGAUGGAUAUGGAUGAAAUUUUCAUGACUUGUCGGAAAUGGGAUAUGGAAGAGGGGCCGCACGGUGGUCCAGUGGUUAGCAUGUUGGCCAACACAGUAACAGCCUGGAGAUCGGGAAGACCUGGGUUCGAUCCUCCAUUGGGCAUCUCUGUGUGGAGUUUGCAUGUUCUCUCCGUGCAUGCGUGGGUUUUCUCCGGGUACUCCGGUUUCCUCCCACAUUCCAAAAACAUGCAUGUUAGCUUCAUUGGAGACUCUAAAUUGUCCAUAGGUAUGAAUGUGAGUGUGAAUGGUUGUUUGUCUAUAUGUGCCCUGCGAUUGGCUGCCAACCAGUCCAGGGUGUACCCCGCCUGUCGCUGGGAUAGGCUCCAGCAUGCCCCCGCGACCCUAAUGAGGAGAAGUGGUAUAGAAAAUGGAUGGAUGGAUGGGAUAUGGAAGACUGAAUUUCCAGAUCACCGUUUGGAUCCAAGGGAUUUUUGAACAUUGCGAGAUAGGAUCAUUUUCAGCAUUUGCGCUUAUAACUUAUAACAGCUUUAAACAAAAAAUGGUCAGAGCGCUUUGAAAAACAAAGAGGUUCUACAAAAUAUCAAAGACUGAUCCAGAUAAAGGAAUAAUUUCAGAUGCUAUGAUCCAGAGUAUAAAAAAACAUGAGGCCUUGGGAGUUUUCAUCAUAGGAAGACAACAAAUGUUGUUUUUUUUUAUUCCUGCCAGGAUAUUAGCUCUGUUCAUCCAAACAGGCCCGGGUUUCACACUGAGUGAGUAGAAAUGUGAAUGAUUCUAAAAUCCUUUUAUUUUUGUUUAUUUGAUUCCUACACUGACACUGUGAUGAGAACAACGUUAUACUGUCAAUGUAGGCUACAGAGUUCAUUUGUUAGCAUUUUCGGCUGGUGGUGAGCCUCGUGGUUUUUUCAAUCAAAAAAAUGUGCCUUGGCACAAAAAAGGUUGAAAAACACUGAACUAGAGACAUAAACUGAGAGCGCAAACCGCAGCCAAGCGCCAUCGUCCCCCCCACCAUAUUGUGAUUCACACCAAAAUAAUAAUCCUACAUUUUUUGGAUCAUCCAUCCAUCCAUCUUCUACCGCUUAUCCGAGAUCGGGUCGCGGGGGCAACAGCCUAAGCAGGGAGGCCCAGAUUUUCCUCUCCCCGGCCACUUCGUCCAGCUCCUCCUGGCGGAUCCCGAGGCGUUCCCAGGCCAGUUGGGAAACAUAGUCUCUCCAACGUGUCCUGGGUCUUCCCCGAGGCCUUUUACCGGUCGGACUUGCCCUGAACACCUCCCAAGGGAGGCGUCCGGGAGGCAUCCUGACCAGAUGCCCAAGCCACCUCAUCUGGCUCCUCUCAAUGCGGAGGAGCAGUGGUUCUACUCCGAGUCUCUCCCGGAUGACAGUGCUUCUCACCCUAUCUCUAAGGGCCUUUUGGCUUAGCUCUCUCUUCACCACAACAGACCGAUGUAGAGUCUGCAUCACUGCAGACGCCGCACCAAUUCGCUUAUCGAUCUCGCGUUCCAUCCUUCCCUCACUCGUGAAUAAGACCCCAAGGUACCUAAACUCCUCCACUUAGGGCAGGAUCUCAUCCCCGACCUGGAGAUGGCAUUCCACCCUUUUCCGGGCGAGAACCAUGGACUCGGACUUGGAGGUGCUGAUUCUCAUCCCGGCCGCUUCGCACUCGGCUGCGAACCGAUCCAGUGAAAGUUGAAGUUCACGGCUUGAUGAAGCCAGCAGGACCACAUCAUCUGCAAAAAGCAGAGACUCAAUCCUGCAGCCACCAAACCGGAACCCCUCAACGCCCUGGCUGCGCCUAGAAAUUCUGUCCAUAAAAAUAAUGAACAGAAUUGGUGACAAAGGGCAGCCCUGGCGGAGUCCAACCUUCACUGGAAACGGGUCCGACUUACUGCCGGCAAUGCGAACCAAACUCUGACACCGGUCAUACAGGGAACGAACAGCUUGAAUUAGCUGGUCCGAUACCCCAUACUCCCGGAGUAGUCCCCACAAAAUUCCUCGAGGAACACGGUCGAAUGCCUUCUCCAAGUCCACAAAACACAUGUAGACUGGUUGGGCAAACUCCCAUGCACCCUCAAGGACCCUGCUGAGAGUGUAGAGCUGGUCCACAGUUCCACGACCAGGACGAAAACCACACUGCUACUCCUGAAUCCGAGAUUCAACUAUCAGGCGGAUUCUCCUCUGCAGAACCCCUGAAUAGACCUUACCAGGGAGGCUGAGGAGUGUGAUUCCACGAUAGUUGGAACACACCCUCCGGUCCCCCUUCUUAAAAAGGGGAACCACCACCCCGGUCUGCCAAUCCAGAGGCACUGCCCCCGAUGUCCACGCGAUGCUGCAGAGUCGUGUCAACCAAGACAUGCCUACAGCAUCCAUGGCCUUAAGGAACUCCGGGCGGAUCUCAUCCACCCCCGGGGCCCUACCACCGAGGAGCUUUUUGACAACCUCAGCAACCUCAGCCCCAGAGAUAGGAGAGCCCACCGUGGAGUCCCCAGGCUCUGCUUCCUCAUAGGAAGACGUGUCGGUGGGAUUGAGGAGGUCUUGGAAGUAUUCUUUCCACCGAUCCACAACAUCCCGAGUUGAGGUCAGCAGCACACCAUCCCCACCAUACACGGUGUUGACUGUGCACUGCUUCCCCCUCCUGAGACGCCAAAUGGUGGUCCAGAAUCUCUUCGAAGCCGUCCGGAAGUCGUUCUCCAUGGCUUCUCCGAACUCCUCCCAUGUCCGAGUUUUUGCCUCAGCGACUGCCAGAGCCGCAGACCGCUUGGCCUGCCGAUACCUGUCUGCUGCUUCCGGAGUCCCAUGAGCCAAAAAGGCCCGAUAGGACUCCUUCUUCAUCUUGACGGCAUCCCUCACCACUGGUGUCCACCAACGGGUUCUGGGAUUACCGCCACGACAGGCACCAACCACCUUACGGCCACAGCUUCGAUCAGCUGCCUCGACAAUAGAGGCACGGAACAUGGCCCAUUCAGACUCAAUGUCCGCUACCUCCCUCGGAACAUGGUCGAAGCUCUCCGGGAGGUGGGAGUUGAAACUCCUUCUGACAGGGGACUCUGCCAGUCGUUCCCAGCAGACCCUCACAAUACGUUUGGGCCUGCCAGGUCUGACCGGCAUCCUCCCCCACCAUCGGAGCCAACUUACCACCAGGUGGUGAUCAGUUGACAGCUCCGCCCCUCUCUUCACCCGAGUGUCCAAAACAUAUGGCCGCAAGUCCGAUGAUACGACCACAAAGUCAAUCAUGGAAGUGCGGCCUAGGGUGUCCUGGUGCCAAGUGCACAUGUGGACACCCUUAUGCUUGAACAUUGUGUUUGUUAUCGACAAUCUGUGACGAGCACAGAAGUCCAAUAAGCACAGAAGUCCAAAGCACCGCUCGGGUUCAGAUCAGGGGGGCCGUUCCUCCCAAUCACGCCUCUCCAGGUCUCACUGUCGCUGCCAACGUGAGCAUUGAAGUCCCCCAGCAGAACAAGGGAAUCGCCCGAGGGAGCACUCUCCAGUACUUCCUCUAGAGACUCCAAAAAAGGUGGGUAUUCUGAACUGCUGUUUGGCGCAUAAGCACAAACAACAGUCAGGACCCGUCCCCCCACUCGAAGGCGGAGGGAAACUACCCUCUCGUUCACCGGGUUAAACUCCAACAUGCCGGCCACAAGUCGGGGCGCAACAAGAAUUGCCACUCCUGCCCGUCGCCUCUCACUGCUGGCAACGCCAGAGUGGAACAAGGUCCAACCCCUCUCAAGAGGACUGGUUCCAGAGCCCUUGCUGUGCGUUGAGGUGAGUCCGACUAUAUCUAGCCGGAACUUCUCAACCUCAUGCACCAGCUCAGGCUCUUUCCCUACCAGAGAGGUGACAUUCCAUGUCCCUAGAGCUAGUUUCUGUAGCUGAGGAUUGGACCGCCAAGGUCCCCGCCUUCGGCUGUCACCCAGCUCACUCUGCACCCGACCCCUUUGGCCCCUCCCAUGAGUGGUGAGCUCAUUGGAGGGGGGACCCAUGUUGUCUCUUCGGGCUGUGCCCGGCCGGGCCCCAUGGGCGUAGGCCCGGCCACCAGACGCUCGCCAUCGUGCCCCUCCUCCAGGCCUGGCUCCAGAGGGGGGCCCCGGUGACCCGCGUCCGGGCAAGGGAAAACGUGGUCCAAUGUUUUUUGUCAUCAUAGAGGUCUAUUGAGCUACUCUUUGUCUGAUCCCUCACCUAGGACCUGUUUGUCGUGGGUGACCCUACCAGGGGCAUAGAAACCCCUGACAACUUAGCUCCUAGGAUCAUCGGGACACGCAAACUCCUCCACCACGAUAAGGUGGUAGCUCAGAGAGGAGAUUUUUUUUUUUUGGAUCAGUCUUUGCUAAUUUGUAGAACAUGUUGGAAACUUGUGCUGUGUUUAUUUUGCCAAAUGCUCUGACCAUUUUAUGUGGAGUUAUAAGCACAAAUACCGAAAAUGGUCCUAUCUUGCGAUGUUAAAGAAUCCUUUAAAAAAAAAUUCCUGGAUCCAGACGGUGAUCCGGAUCACCCCCCAAAUUUAGCCACUUCCUCCAUAUCCCAUUUCCGACAAUUCCUGAAAAUUUCAUUCAAAUCCAUUCUCAAAUUUUCAAGUUAUUUUGAACACAAACAAACAGACGCCGACAAAAACAUGCGUUUUGCGCUUGGCGGAGGUAAUGAGACUGCCUCCCCUGACUGCACGUCGCUGCUUCCCAUCUCUACUUAACGAUGCCGGGGAAGGCAAACAGACGAAGAGAGUCUCCAAGCUCUGAGUUCUCUUUGGACUAUAUUGUUUGUCGUUACUCCCGCUAGCUGAAUGUUGGGCUGCACCGAAUUUGUUCUCAGAGUAGACUCGUAACACGAGGCCCACUUCCUGUCCCUCACUCAAUGUGUACUGUGUGGGAAAUCGAAUUUCUGGACCAAAAAAAUCUGAUUCCAAAUAACGUUACACCCCUAAUGAGUGCUAACUGUUCAUUCCGGUAUCUUUAUUAACGAAAAUAUAACACCCCCAGGCCCUUUUUGCAAGUGAAUUGAUAACACCCAUCGUCUGUGCGUCAUCCGUGUGGCGUGUUUGCUUGUACACAAUGUAUCGAGGCUUCAGUCGAUAUGUUUGUUUUAAACGGUGACAAGGAUUAUCUCAUGACUUCAACUACUGUUUCCUUGCUUACAUGCCCACGUGUGACAUUUAUAAAGUGGCUAUCUGUUUUCAUGUGGACUUUUUAUGUGUCAUUUUUUAUCGGAAUAAAGUUUUCACGUAAACUUCGAUAUAUUGCAGUGUUUUAUUAGUUCUUUUGGGCAUCAUAGAGAAAGCCUGGCAACCACACUACAAAAACUAAUGUGCUUAUUAUUUGUUGGAUAAGAACAUUUGCCUUAGCAGGUUGGGUUUUUUUUGUUUGUGGAUAUUAUUGAUACAAGUUUUUUUUUGUAUUGCUUAAUUUUCUUGACAAGGUAUUUUAACCCUCGACGCACCUUCUCAUUGUGCCUCGCAAUAUCACGUCUGAAAAAUGCCUGUUACGACGGAUUAUUAAAAUAUUAAAAUAAUCGGAGAUUUUGAGAAUAAAGUCGUAAAUUUACAAGAAAAAAAACUUCAUACAUUACCAGAAUGUCCGACUUCAUUCUCGUAAAUUUACGACUUUUUUUUCUCGUAAAUGUACUUUUU